Molecule: messenger RNA, 4820 nt
Organism: Zootermopsis nevadensis
Lineage: Eukaryota; Metazoa; Arthropoda; Insecta; Blattodea; Termopsidae
Gene: Gclm
Product: Glutamate-cysteine ligase modifier subunit
Biological process (GO): glutathione biosynthetic process
Cellular component (GO): glutamate-cysteine ligase complex
Molecular function (GO): glutamate-cysteine ligase catalytic subunit binding; enzyme regulator activity
Source: RefSeq, a predicted model, not a curated record
CAGUCAUAUCAAAAAUAGAAGAGUACAACAUGCGCGAAGUGUGUUCAGUAUAAAUACAUUGAAAAGGGUUUAUAUAGUUUGACAGGUGGUCUCUCAUUUCAUUAGUAGCGUUUCAGUACAGCGAAGAGCAUUACCGUAAGACGUAUAAAAACUGGUGCCGAAGUUUAGACGGAAUAGCUACAUAGGAAUGUUGAGCCACCUACCUCCAAGUGUGAAGAAAAUUUGCGUUCACACCGGGAAUAUACUUAAUUUGAACGAAGUAAAGAAAAAAGCGGGGCAGAAUCCUACAGAUGAACUCAUAGAAAGUUUGAGGAUCACACUAGCUAGUUGGCAGCCAUCCAGCAAUGAGGGUGAUACUAUUCGAGUUUAUCGGAUGGAAGAUGGGCUGGGAUUCAAACUUGAUUCAGAAGAAAGAAGAGGGUUAAAAGUUAGUGUGAAGGUUUUUAUAUCAUCUCUAAAGAAAGAAGCUCUGAUAGAAGCUCUUGAUAGUGUGUUUACUGCACUUCAUACAUCGUGCAUUGAUUCGCUGGUUCUUGCAUACCCUUGGAAAACAGAGCCUAGCCUCCUUCUGCCUGGUCUUAAGGAGCUGUGGCAGGUACUGGAAGAGUAUGUGGAGCAUCAAAAGCUAAUCAGCAUUGGUGUCAGUGAUGUUGAGACAGACGCCUUCAUAGCAUUGCACGGUUGGGCUCGGAUAAAGCCAAGUAUUAUUCAAAUCAACUUGGCAAGUUGUUGCGUAGUACCGCCAGCACUCCAAGCUUUCACUAAAGAACAUGAUGUUCAGCUUCUAACACACAGCGAUCCUUUUGGAAACUAUGAAGAAGACCGAGAAAUUCUACCACGGGCAGCCCUGAAUGAAGUAUUUGGAUCGAAAGUUGACAAUGGCUUUAAUUCAGUUGAACUGCACUGGGCACUGAGGUUUCAAGUACACGUAAAGUGCCGCGGGGUUUUGUGUAGCAAGGGCUAUCUUUUAAGUGUACACCACUUACCAGGAAAAGGUGGAGAGGGGGUAGCUUCAUUAAUUGAGCUGCCGAAACCAUGACUCAUAUGAUAUAUAAGAUCUUAACAUUUCCACUGCUUGUUUGGCAUAUUGUGGCCCAGUCUUUGGGUAUAACUUUCCAAGAGAAAAUGCUGCGAAACAUAAAGAAUUGUAUAUCCUCAGGUUUCCUUUCUGAUGCAGGUUAACCCAUUUGCAAUCAAAUCACUUUGCCCCUUGAACUGCCUGCAACAUGUAGAAUCUUUCGAAGGUGUGUUUUUAUAUUUCACAUAAUUGCUUCAAAAAUUGAAAAACUGUUAACAUGGUUUGAUGUGAAAAUAAAGAAAUCUGCUUCCUGCAGGCAGAAAACUAUUUUCUUGUGUAAAAUAGUAAGUUUACAAAAAUUUGCUUUUGACUCAUUUUUAAUAGCAAUAAAAAACUCAUAAUAAAAAUAAUACAAGACUGAAUGAAAAAUGUCUUCAUUAAAAAAAAGUCUGAUUUAAUUUAACAUCAAAUCUUUUCAGAAACAGCUUUUCCCAGUGUUAUAAACAUAGUAUUUAUGUGGGCACCAUGGCCAAAAUUUGUUACAAAUGGGUUAAGGGAAACAACUGCGGCAAAGUCUCGAUUUAAUUUAUAUAAAAUACAUUUAAGCUACAAUAUUUAUAAUGCAGCUUUCUUAUAUAAAACAAAUUAUAACUCCUCUGUAUUUUUACCUACACAGCCAUCGUAUUUCAGCACACUUUGAAGCAUUUACCUUUUUCAUAACUAAGAAGAUGGUUUCAUGGUUUGACCACCUUUUAUUUAGAAUAGAUUUGUACCACUACUUGCCUUUUGUUAUAAUUAGAAUUAAGAGUCUUUCAUAAGGUUAACAAAUUAAGGCAUACUCUUCCUGAUAACUGGAAUAUACAAUUAUAAUGUGAAUGUUGCAGUAACCUAUGUGAUAUUUAAAGAAUAUUGGAUAUGUCAUCUGAUUUAAAAAUCUGUCGCUAUAUAAUGUUAACAGUGAACUUCAGAUUACAGGGUAUGAGGUUUAUGCAGGUGUUUACAUUUUAUAAAAAAUACAUUUAAUGUAAAGGAAAAUUCAAGCAGUGUUGAAGAAAAGUAACAUCAAAACAAGGUAUAGGGUUGUUCAUAUUAUCUUGAGCAAAUUCAAGGUGAAAUACAGAUAACUUUAAGUGCAGCAUAGUAUAUGUUACUAGCUUAAUCUGUAUGAUUAUUUCUCUUGGGCUCUGUCAAUUGUAUAAGUGUCCUUUAAUUAAAACUACAAUAUUUUGGAUGCUGGCUUUGCUUUUGUCUGCAGGUGGGAGGGCAGAACUACUUAAUUAGGCUCCAUGGUCAAGCUAAUCUCAUUAAUUCCAAAAGAACAAAUAUACAUGUUAUGUUACAGUGUCAUCAGAAACCUUUAAAUUUCACUUAAUGUCUUGUUAGCAAUAAAAUCUGUGUGGACAGGAUUUAAAAACCUUCUGUGAUUUGAGGUCGCCAAGGUUAUGAUCAAACUAGCAUCAAGAAGAAUAACAGCUCCUUCACUUAAUAAUUUUACACUUUACUUUCAAAAUGUGAAUUCAGCCCCAGUGGGUAAAUUGUCAUUACACUGGCUGUUAUACUUCUGCCCCGUGUUAACAUGUUUUUGUGAUAAUGGUGCACUAACUCUUAUCGGCCAUGUGUAAUAGUGAAUGUGUGAUCAAACUGCCUGCAGAUCACAGUAACAUUAAACAGAGUUUAAAGUCCAGCUGACUGCUCCAUAGUAUGGGGUUUUAAGUACUAUAUUCUUGUAUGAUAAAGGUUAAGUUCACAGAUAAUAGUUUUUUCAAAAUGUCUAUAGCAACAUGUGAACUAAGUUAACUUUUUCAGUUAAUGAAUUAAUUGAAUCUCACAUUAUGACUUGUUUCCAAGAUAAUUUUGAAAACGCCUACUGACCUCGCUGGUGGGAUGCCAGAUAAAGACAUUAAAUGAAAUGUGUACCAAAUAUUUCUUAAAGUUUGUAUGACAGUAGUGAAUUAACCAAUUACAAAACUGUUAUCAAAUGGUAUCCUAACAAAUGUAUCUGCACUUCUCUGCAUUAAGUAACAAGCAUGAAAAGUCUUGCUCAUUGAAACCUACAGAUUUGUGAAAAAGAGGGAAGACUAAUGUUUAUGAAAGGAUCAUUCCAGUUAUUGCAUAUGAUGUAGCAGUGUAAUAAGGUACAAAGAUGAUGUGGGGAGAAAUGGUGAUAUUUCAGGUUGUCAUGUUGGCAAGGAUGAAGAAGACAGUCAUCUUUGAGGGGGGGAAACGGUCAUUUACUGUUGUGCAUCUGAAAAUUUGAUGAAUAUAAUUAUGAUGUUCAGAGUGAAAAUUCUAAUUCUGAGAAAUAUGGUCAGUGUCAAUCAUUUUCUUUCUGAGAUAAAUAAUUUCUUAAAAAUUUAAAUGUUACACAGCAUAUUGAAUGUCACUUCAACAGUGCGUGUUUCAUUAUAUGUCGAAGGAAGUGGCUGUGAAUUUUGGUUAGAAAAAUGUUUUCAUAUUUAUGCUGACUGGUCAACGCUACUUCCUUAAAUUCUUGUCAGCAUUCAACAUAUUUUACAGAAAUUACAUUGCAUCACCAUCCAAAUGUGGAAGCUGCAUGCCCCCCUGUGAUAAUGAACAGAACUAAUUAGCAUUCCUUCACACAUUAUCUUCUUUUGCAAAUCUGACCAAUUUUUUAAAUAUCUACAUAGAAAACCAGGUACCUAUGAUGACCUAUGACCAUUUUAUCAGAAAUUUAGCCAAUCCUAAUUGCACAUGUCCUAGGCUUGCAGCCAGACUUGUGGGUUUAAAUGCUGCAUUAGCGUGGAUACUUGUGUGCGUUUUUCAUCACUGUAUAUUAUUCUUGUCACCACCACAACUCCCCUGCCUCACCCCUCAUUUGGGAGUUCCGCCUUUCUGCCAUGCAGACAAAACAUGACAAAAUCCUGAAAGUGAUUUCCAUUCUUGAGCACGCCUGGAAAAUACAGACAUUUGGAGGAAGCUCAGUCAAUUGUUGUAAAAUCACAUUGCAAAUGUGUCUUGAACAUGUAAUAGCUCUACACCUGAAGAAAUCACAUAGUUAAAAUCUUGUUGCAAACAUCUCUUGCAUGUAAGACAGCUUCAUGCUUGGAGAAAGCACUUGUUGCACCUAAAUGAUUGUACUGCAGAAAUGCCACUGUAUUUAACUUCAGUACAUUAGAUAACACUAAAAAAAUAUAUGUGUGUAAUUUAGAAUUUUAGCCAGAGCAGAAGGUCCAUGGUAAACAGUAGUUGGGAUAAAUAAUUCUAUCCAUUAUAUGGGUUUUAUCAGUAUUAGUAUUGCAACUUAGUUACACGACAUGGGUACCCUUGAUGGAACCUAUGAUUUUUUUGAAUAUGUGCGUUUAGUGAUUCACAUUUCUUGGAAUGCUUGACACCAUUUUGAACAAGCAUUUUCAUUGUUAAAUUAAGAUCAGUUUUCUCAUAUAUUGCAGAUUUAAUUUAUUUAUUAUAGCCAUUUUGUUUGUAUGAUGUUUCAUGUCUGCUGCAUAAAUAUACUUAUGUAAACUUUUAUGUAUUUUUAAUUAGUGAACUUGAUGACAGAUGUAAUCAUAUGUAUAUGAUAUUGAAGUAGAUGUGCAAGAAUAUAUAUACAUAUAAAUACUGCAUGUAUGUACUUAAAAACUAGGAUGCACAUACCAGUGAAGGCUGUGUUUAGAGUAGAGGUUGACGGGCUUUAUCCUUCUCCCUUAAAUGUGUGGGACAGUAUGAAAGGAAUUUUUUUACUUUUUGGACAAAAGAAAGAUAUUAUAAUACAAGGACCAACAUUCAUGUCAGUACUGUAAUUGACUUGUGAAUCUCUGUAAUAAAAUGUAGAUAUUGUGAA